This is a messenger RNA of Contarinia nasturtii (swede midge), 1646 nucleotides long. It is a transcript of the gene Rpn6, whose product is annotated as 26S proteasome non-ATPase regulatory subunit 11. Gene Ontology annotation, molecular function: structural molecule activity. Gene Ontology annotation, cellular component: proteasome regulatory particle, lid subcomplex. The transcript is spliced from 4 exons. NCBI's taxonomy places the organism in Eukaryota, Metazoa, Arthropoda, Insecta, Diptera, Cecidomyiidae. Gene Ontology annotation, biological process: ubiquitin-dependent protein catabolic process. Bases 238 to 1503 code for a protein of 421 amino acids. The record is from RefSeq and is a predicted model, not a curated record.
GUUUCGCACUGUCAUGACAGUUUAAUGGAAUCCCAUUGAACGAUUUAAAGUUGAAAUCAUUUGUGUGUGAACGAGAUCUAGAUCACAAGUUUAUUUCUUUUUAUACUUCAUACUUUUUUCGAUAUCCGAACCAAAAUAAAAUCAAAUAAUUCAUAAAGAGUCUAAUAAAUUUUCGAAAAAGUCAAACAAAUCGAUACGUACGACAAAUAAAACGAAAUUAAUUUAACAAAGAAAAAAAUGGCUGGUGCGAUUUUAUUUGAACGGGCGCAGGCAUUGACGUCGGUGAAUCGUGAAGAGGGCAUUUCACUGUUGAAUAAAAUUGUACGCGAACAAGAAGUUGCCGAAAAUGAUGAGGAGCUCAUUCGGAUCAAAGAGCAAGGGAUUUUGCAAUUGGGCGAACUCUACAAACAAGAGGGCAAAGCAAAAGAAUUAGCCGAUUUAAUCAAAGUAACACGUCCAUUUUUGUCGUUAAUUAGCAAGGCGAAAGCAGCAAAAUUGGUUCGUUCAUUGGUUGAUUUCUUCCUUGACUUGGAAGCCAGCACUGGCAUCGAAGUGCAAUUGUGUAAAGAAUGUAUCGAAUGGGCAAAACAAGAGAAGCGUACAUUUUUACGUCAAUCGCUCGAAGCACGUUUGAUUGCAUUAUAUUUUGAUACUGGUUUAUACACAGAAGCACUGCAACUCGGUUCGGCCUUGUUGAAAGAGCUCAAAAAAUUGGACGACAAAAUGCUGCUGGUGGAGGUUCAACUGUUAGAAAGCAAAACAUAUCAUGCAUUGAGCAAUUUGCCAAAGGCUCGCGCUGCAUUGACCUCGGCUCGUACAACAGCUAAUGGUAUUUAUUGCGCUCCAAAAAUGCAAGCAUCUCUUGAUUUGCAAUCGGGUAUUUUGCAUGCAGCUGAUGAGCGUGAUUUUAAAACAGCUUACUCAUACUUUUAUGAAGCGUUUGAAGGAUAUGAUAGCAUUGAAGCGGCCCGUGCAUUGACCGCAUUGAAAUAUAUGUUGCUGUGCAAAAUAAUGCUUGGCUUGGCCGAUGAUGUCAAUCAAAUUGUUAGCGGUAAAUUGGCAAUCACAUACUCUGGACGAGAUAUUGAUGCAAUGAAAGCCGUUGCACAAGCAUCACACAAACGUUCGUUGGCCGAUUUUCAAGUAGCACUCAAAGAAUAUGCAAAAGAAUUGGAAGAAGAUGUUAUCGUAAAGGCUCACUUGGGCACACUAUACGACACAAUGUUGGAACAAAAUUUAUGCCGGAUUAUCGAACCUUUCUCACGUGUGCAAGUGUCACAUAUUGCCAACUCAAUUAAACUGCCCGUAUUGCAAGUGGAAAAGAAAUUGUCACAGAUGAUUUUGGAUAAAAAGUUUAGCGGCAUUUUAGAUCAAGGCGAAGGUGUUCUUAUUGUAUUCGAGGAGACUGCCGUUGAUAAAACAUACGAACGUGCAUUGGAAACGAUAACAAAUAUGGGCAAAGUGGUAGAUACGCUCUAUCAAAAGGCUAAGAAACUCUCAUAAAAUAAACACUGAGCAGCAGCAUUCGCAAAACCAAAAUUAUUAUCGAAUUUUUGCUGUUCCUACUUUAUUAAUGUGUACUGAUGAUAAUAACAAAAAAAAAAUAAAACCGAAUGAGCUAAAAUCUCUAGAUUUUUUUUUGAAAA